This is a messenger RNA of Leptosia nina, 1572 nucleotides long. The record is from the annotation of a GenBank genome assembly. NCBI's taxonomy places the organism in Eukaryota, Metazoa, Arthropoda, Insecta, Lepidoptera, Pieridae.
AUGUCAGAGUCCGAAAAUACCGAUAAUAUUGACCAAGAAGACCAAAACAAACAGGAUCAGAAUCCUAGGAAGAGGGUUCGCCAUCGUAAGAAGAAACUAUACGAAAACAUAAUGAAACAAAUGGAGUUUUAUUUCAGCGACGCGAAUUUGAGUAAAGACCGCUAUCUUGGGGACCUAGUUACAUCAGAUCCCUAUGUACCCAUAGAAGUGUUUUUGAAGUUUAAUAAAAUUCGCUCAAUGACGCAGCACGUCACUGAUAUUGUAAAAGCAAUGAAGAAUUCCACUGUUCUGGAGUUAUCUGAGGAUAAAUUAAAGAUAAAAAGGAAAGCUCCUAUGGUACCCUACGAUGCAGAUUUAAGAACAGUAUAUGUAGAGUCAAUUCCAGUUACUGCUAGUCGAGAGUGGUUGGAGAGAGUGUUUUCAGACUAUGGACAGGUUGCAUACAUAUCAUUGCCUAAGUUUAGGAAUUCACAAAAAGUAAAGGGGUUUGGUUUUAUAGAAUUUGCUCGGCCACAAGAUGCUCAGAAGUGUUUGAAUGCUUUUACUAAAAUGGGGUGUAAAUUACCGAUGUGUAUGCCACCAGAUGAGUUGUCCUCUAUUAAAAUGUUCUCAGCAGAGGAUAACAUUGUAGAAGAAAUAGAUGAAAAAGAAGAAGAGCCUCCAAAGAAAAAAGCAAGAAAACAUAAAGACAAGAAGCAGAAAAAUUUAGAUCUAAAAUUAGCUUCUGAAUCAGAUUGUGAAAAAAGACUGGACACACCCACAGAAGAAAAAAGGAUGUCUUUGCCGAUCACCCCAGAUGUUUUAACAUCAGACCUUGAUACACCUACUGAGGAAAAUAAGAACAUAGAUAAGGAAUCUAAAGAUAACCUAACUAGUCAAGAUGAAAGUAAAACUGAAGAUGGAACACCGAGAAAGAAGAAAACUAAAAAGAAAUCUUCAAAAGAGAAAGGCAAGAAACAUUUGGACAAAGGGGAGGCGCCUAAGGGUGCACUAUGGGGCUUACAAGUCUUAUCAAAAACGGAGUGGAAAGUUCUUAGAAAUAAAUACUUGAACCUUCAAAGAAAACAUAUGAAAGAACUUAAACAAAGUUUGCAGGAGAAAAGAUGGUAUUCAGGUAUUCCGGCCCCAGCAGCGUCUUCUGUCGAAAUUGAAAAUGUAAAUGCUGCUCGAGACCUGGAUCGCCCGAAACAACCGCUGGAGAGAACAUCUGGUGUCUUUGUUAAAGAAGCAUUGUUAGAACCGUGCCUUGAUGUCAAACUUACCAAAAGAACUAUAAAAAGCAACAUCCACGCACUGCAUGUAGACGUUAAGGAAGGUCAAACAGAAACUGUUAUAAGGUUUGACUCGGCUUCAGCUGCAAAUGAGUACUGCGCAAACUCGAACAGUCGCGCUCGCGUCCUAUGCGGUGCUGAGGAAGACGAGCAAUGGGCGCGGGCAGAAAGUGCGCGUUCGGGCAAAAGAACGCGAGGCCGCGCAAAACUACUUGCCCGCACGCACGCUCUAUCCACGGCACCAGCUUUAGCGCCCGCGUCACCGCAACCCACUCAUACGCAUAUAAGAUUUGAUGAAUAA